CCUGGAGGCAAGACCCUUGAGGAGAGACGUUCUAGCCUGGAUGCCGAGAUAGACUCUCUGACCAGUAUCUUGGCCGACCUUGAGUGCAGCUCUCCCUACAAGCCUCGACCCCCACAGGGCCCUGCUAGUUCGACAGCCUCUCCUCCAGCCUCCACCCCUGUCACAGGACACAAAAGAAUGGUUAUACCAAACCAACCCCCUCUAACAGCAACCAAAAAGUCUACAUUGAAACCACAGCCUGCACCCCAGGCUGGACCCAUCCCCGUGGCACCAAUCGGAACACUAAAACCCCAGCCUCCACCGGUCCCCGCCUCCUAUACGACAGCAUCCACCCCUUCCAGGCCUACCUUCAAUGUGCAAGUCAAGUCAGCCCAGCCCAGCUCUCUUUACAUGGCUUCUCCUUCAUCGGGACAAUUUUAUGGCCCAGGCCCGGGACCCCAGGGCUAUAACGCUCCACCAGUUUCUAUCUCUGGGCAGUGCCCACCUCCUUCAACACGGGGGGGCAUGGAUUAUGCAUAUAUUCCACCGCUAGGACUUCAGCCUGAGUCUGGGUAUGGGUAUGCCCCCAACCAAGGACGUUACUAUGAAGCCUAUUGCCCCACAGGGCCUGGCUAUGGGGGCAAGAAUGACUCUGAUCCGGCUUAUGGUCAACAAGGUCACCCAAAUACCUGGAAGCGGGAACAAGGGUAUACUCCUUCUGGAACAGGAAACCAGAACCCGACUGGGAUGUAUCCAGUUGCUGGUCCCAAGAAGACCUAUAUCACAGAUCCUGUUUCAGCACCGUGCGCACCACCACUGCAACAAAAGGGUGGACAAACAGGUUCCAUGGGGCCUCCAGCUGUCCCCAGCUCAUUCCGCCCUGAAGAUGAGCUCGAACACCUGACCAAGAAGAUGCUGUAUGAUAUGGAAAAUCCACCUGCUGAUGAAUACUUUGGCCGCUGUGCUCGCUGUGGGGAGAAUGUCGUUGGGGAAGGGACAGGAUGCACUGCCAUGGAUCAGGUCUUCCACGUGGACUGUUUUACCUGCAUCAUCUGCAACAACAAGCUCCGGGGACAGCCCUUCUAUGCAGUAGAGAAGAAAGCUUACUGUGAGCCCUGCUACAUUAAUACCCUGGAGCAGUGCAGUGUGUGCUCCAAGCCCAUCAUGGAGCGGAUUCUGCGAGCCACCGGGAAGGCCUAUCAUCCUCACUGCUUUACCUGUGUGAUGUGCCACCGCAGCCUUGAUGGGAUCCCAUUCACCGUGGACGCUGGUGGUCUCAUUCACUGCAUUGAGGACUUCCACAAGAAAUUUGCCCCUCGAUGUUCUGUGUGCAAGGAGCCUAUCAUGCCAGCCCCAGGCCAGGAGGAGACUGUCCGGAUUGUGGCUCUGGAUCGCGAUUUCCAUGUUCAUUGCUACCGCUGUGAGGAUUGUGGUGGUCUCCUGUCCGAAGGGGAUAACCAAGGCUGCUACCCUCUGGACGGACACAUCCUCUGCAAGACCUGCAACUCUGCCCGCAUCAGGGUGCUCACCGCCACGGCCAGCACCGACCUUUAAGUUCAGUCGCCUGCUUGGCUGCUUAGUCGGCGGUGCUGAGAAGAGGAAACACAAGAAAAAGAUAAGAAAAGAAAUGGGAAAAUACAGGAAAGGCAAUCAAGCCGUG
Molecule: messenger RNA, 1639 nt
Organism: Odobenus rosmarus divergens (Pacific walrus)
Lineage: Eukaryota; Metazoa; Chordata; Mammalia; Carnivora; Odobenidae
Gene: LPP
Product: LIM domain containing preferred translocation partner in lipoma
Exons: 7
Coding region: 178-1533 (451 amino acids)
Biological process (GO): cell-cell adhesion
Cellular component (GO): stress fiber; focal adhesion
Source: RefSeq, a predicted model, not a curated record